AUGACGGUCACCAUCGACCAUGAAGGCUUCCCGCACAUCGUCGAGCUCAUACUGUCACACGCCAGCCUGGGAACACGAGCGGCGUUCAGCGCGACCUGCAAGAAGCACCGGGAGGACAUGAAGGACACUCUACGACUCGUGCGGCUCCGCUAUGGUGGCAAUGCCGCUGUCCCGGGCUUCGCGGAUUCCUCGAACUCGCCGGUCCCUUGCAUCCCAACGAUGGUGUCCGUCAUUGAUCUAUCUGGGUACUUCUGGAACUACUCGGGGCGCAAGCGAGUGCGACGAGCUUUCAACUGUACGUUUUCACGUCUGGCAGUCAUCCGCCGCAUCCCGCCUACUGAGGAACCGUCACAAAACCCGGGAAAUCGCAGUCAUGUUCGACUCCGAAAUGUCCCAACCCUCGUAGACUACAUCGACCUCGAUCGCCUCCCCGAGUGGUGGAGCAAGAAACCAGAGCUGGUUCUACACGCGUGCCUCAAUCGCCACAUUCUUCACCUACGCUGGCCCGACGACGGCGUGCCGAAGUUUCCCGGCCUGCGGUUCAUGCUUGCGAGCAGCAGCUUGGAGCGCGUCAUCGUCCUCUGGCCUCGCAGGCUGGGUCCGGUCACGACACCGCGUCCGGGGCUCACCUGGUUUUUACACGCCACCGUCCGCAAUGGCGCAAAGCGGUGGACAAUCGUAGGCCCCGAGUCGCUCAAGCAAUUCAGCCCUGACCAUUGCCGGUACAUUUCGCACGAGACCUGGUGGGAGGAGUUGGGAAGCCAGAAGGCGGAUGUCGGAGAGUGGGUCGAGGACUGA
This is a messenger RNA of Vanrija pseudolonga, 798 nucleotides long. RefSeq lists its product as uncharacterized. The transcript has a single exon. The record is from RefSeq and is a predicted model, not a curated record. NCBI's taxonomy places the organism in Eukaryota, Fungi, Basidiomycota, Tremellomycetes, Trichosporonales, Trichosporonaceae. The coding region runs from base 1 to 798 and encodes 265 amino acids.